UUUUUUUUUACACUUUUCAGACAAGUUGACACAUUUAAAAUGAUUCGUAGAAAUACUCGUCUUCGUAGAGAAUAUCUCUAUAAGAAAUCCCUUGAAUCCAAGGAACGCACAAUCUAUGAUCGUAAGCAACAGAUCAAGGACGCAGUUGAACAAGGAAAGCGUUUACCCACCGAAUUAAGAGACAUGGAUAAAUCUACAAAGGAAGAUCUCGGUUACGAUCAAGCUCAAGAAGCACCUUCCACACAUGAGGAUGAUGAAUAUGCUCGCGGUGGUGUUUUCGACCCCAAGAUUCUUAUUACAACAUCCAGAGAUCCCAGUAGUCGUUUACAACAGUUUUCAAAGGAAAUGCGUCUUGUAUUUCCCAACUCUCAACGUAUCAACCGUGGUGGACAUGUUAUGAAGGAAAUUGUCGAUGCUUGUAGAGCCAACGAAGUGACAGAUUUAAUUGUAUUGCAUGAACAUCGUGGUCAACCAGAUGGUAUGAUUGUCAGUCAUUUCCCCUAUGGCCCCACAUGUUACUUUUCUUUACAUAACGUUGUUCUUCGUCAUGAUAUUAAGGAUCAAGGAACAGUGUCUGAGGCAUUCCCUCAUUUAAUAUUCGAAAACUUCAAUUCCAAAUUAGGUGCCAGAAUUACCAAUAUCUUAAAAUUCUUAUUCCCUGUUCCAAAAGACGAUACAAAGCGUGUCAUGACAUUCUCGAACGAUAAUGAUUAUAUUUCAUACAGACAUCAUGUUUAUGUUAAAGCAGCUAACCAAGUCGAAUUGGCCGAAGUUGGUCCUCGUUUUGAAAUGAGACCUUAUGAGAUCAGACUCGGAACAGUAGAUUUAACAGACGCAGAUGUAGAAUGGCAAUUGUCAGCCUUUACCAGAACAGCUGCAAAGAGACAAGAACUUUAGAUAUUUCCUUUGCAACCACUCAACCUCCCCAACCUUCCUUUCCGUGUACAAAAUAAAAAUAAUCUUGUUAAAAACAACUGUAUAUCUUUUUUAGUGGCAGCUCAAUAAACAGGUUGUGAUAAAUAGGA
Molecule: messenger RNA, 1025 nt
Organism: Mucor mucedo
Lineage: Eukaryota; Fungi; Mucoromycota; Mucoromycetes; Mucorales; Mucoraceae
Product: anticodon-binding protein
Exons: 6
Coding region: 40-897 (285 amino acids)
Biological process (GO): rRNA processing
Cellular component (GO): small-subunit processome; Mpp10 complex; nucleolus
Molecular function (GO): snoRNA binding; rRNA primary transcript binding
Source: RefSeq, a predicted model, not a curated record